Messenger RNA from Olea europaea var. sylvestris, 1334 nucleotides. Its product is annotated as pathogenesis-related genes transcriptional activator PTI6-like. Gene Ontology annotation, biological process: regulation of DNA-templated transcription. The record is from RefSeq and is a predicted model, not a curated record. Bases 236 to 1204 code for a protein of 322 amino acids. The transcript has a single exon. Gene Ontology annotation, molecular function: DNA-binding transcription factor activity; DNA binding. NCBI's taxonomy places the organism in Eukaryota, Viridiplantae, Streptophyta, Magnoliopsida, Lamiales, Oleaceae.
UCUAUACCCCUCUCAUUUCUCCCGAAGAACAUUUACUUAUUUUUAUUCGUAAGAGGUAAAAGAUCGGUUACUUUUUUUGAAGAGAGGACUUUUUCUCUCCCAUUUUUACGGUAACUCUCACUCAAAUUUUUACUCCACUUAUUAACUGCUUUGAAUUGAAUAUUCUCCUCUUUUCUCUAUCAUUUCCAGUCCAACUAUUCUUGAUGUAAAAAAUCAAGAGAAAUCUUUCAAGAAAAUGAAUCCCACAAUCAAAAAAACUAUUACUACCAAGAUAAUUGAAUCGCCGUCAUUGAUAAACAAAUUGAGCUCACGAGUGGUGCGCAUUUCUGUUAUGGAUUGUGAUGCAACUGAUUCAUCGAGCGAUGAAAAGGAGGGAUUGGAUACGAAUAUGAAUAUUCAGAGAGUGAAAAAGCAUGUGAAUGAGAUUAGAAUGGAGAGGAAAUGUGUUCAGGCAAAGAAAAGUGUAAAUGGGAAGACUAAGAAUGUGAAGAAAAAAAGGGCGCCACCGCCGCCGGCACCAGUGGCAGGAGUUGAGGGAAAUGGGAAGAAAUUCCGGGGUGUUAGGCAGCGGCCGUGGGGGAAAUGGGCGGCAGAGAUACGUGAUCCAGAACGGAAGACUCGUGUCUGGCUGGGGACUUACGACACGGCGGAGGAAGCCGCAAUGGUUUACGACAGGGCGGCGAUUCAAAUACGCGGUCCAGAUGCUAUAACUAACUUUAUCAAGCCGCCAGAGAGGGUGGUGGUGCUGGCGUUGGAGGCUAAUGUAACGUCAGUUUCGGGUUAUGAUUCUUGCAAGGAUGAGUCUUGCGAGAACCUUUCCUCUCCCACCUCAGUUUUAAAUAGUAACGGUGGCAUUGUCCGGUCCGAGUUAAAAAAAACUGACGAGAGACAAAAGAUUUUUAUUGAAGAUAGGAAGCUGGUUGGAUCGACCGUUAUGGUGCAAAAUGAAGUCGAUUUGUUAAUGGACGAUUCGUUGCCAUUGGAUCAAUGUUUCUUGACGGAAUAUUUCGAUUUUCAGUCUCCUUCACCAUUAGUUUUCGACGAAAUUAAUGUUGCAAAAACAGAAUUGGAUGAAGAUCCAAAUGAUGUUUCAAUUGAUUUGGAUGCAGAUUUUAGGUCUCCUACAUGGGAUGUGAAUGAUUUCUUUGAAGAUCAAUUUUUUGGUGAAUUAGAGAAUUCAUUUGGUGCUGCUUUUGAUGCCUAAUUUUGGAAAGUGUUGGUGGUUAUAUUCUUGUUUUGGUAUCAUCUUAGCUAUGUAAAUUUCUAUUGCAGCAAGUCUAUGGAAAAUUCUAUAAAUAUUUAUUAUUCGGAUUUCUUACUUUCCUUGCAAUUUG